Molecule: messenger RNA, 936 nt
Organism: Symbiodinium necroappetens
Lineage: Eukaryota; Dinophyceae; Suessiales; Symbiodiniaceae
Source: the annotation of a GenBank genome assembly
GUUCGCAAGCAGGCCUCCCGGGACCACAAGCCUCUGCUUGUGGCCAGUGAAAGGCCAGUUGUCGACGAGGCUAAGAUUGAUGGCCUUCUCGAGAAUACUGCAAUGGAGAAGUCGACUGGUGAUGACGACGACUUGCUUGCAGCCCAGGCGAAGGUUCGCAAAGCUCAGAGGGAUGUUGCUGCAGAUGGUCCCCCAUUGAAGCGAUGCAAGACGAAGACUACCCCCAAGAGUAAGGCAAAAACAAAGCCGGGGAAGUCAAGCAAGAAGAAUGAUGGUGCCCCCGCGGGUGACGACCAGGUCAAGGAGAAUGGUGGUGCCCCCACGGGUGACGACCAGGUCAAGGAGAAUGGUGGUGCCCGCGCAGGCGACGACCAGGUCGUCGAGAAUGGUGGUGCCGCUGCAGCAGACGACCAGGUCGAGAAUGGUGGUGCCCCAGCAGUCGAGAAUGGUGGUGCCGCAGCAGUCGAGAAUGGUGGUGCCGCAGCAGUCGAGAAUGGUGGNNAGAAUGGUGGAGUGCCAGCAGACCAGCAGGUCAUCGAGAAUGGUGAUGAGCCAGCUGUCGAGAAUGGUGCUGUCCCCGCUGAGAAUCCCGAGAUGGAAGGGAAUCCACUGGUGGAGGAGAUGAAUAAGCGACAGGCACCCUUGAUGGAGGCCGCAGGUGUUCCCCUGCCGCAAGGCUGCUCUGUGGAGGAACCUUGCAUGAAGAAGAGCUACACGAUCAAGUAUGAGGGCCCUGGCAAGAGCAAGACCUCCUCGAUAGCUGUGCUGUGGGCCAAUGGACAGUUCUACGUGAACAAGGUCAUGGAUGUAGCUGCUGCCGCUGAAGCAAAUGUUAGCAUCAAUAAGAAAUCCGGUGCUACGAUCAAUGCAAGCAAGAAGAAGGGAUGGCUCGCUGGAUUCAUGAUCGCCAAGCGCCUUGCAAACUGGAUUAACUAG